This is a messenger RNA of Bradysia coprophila, 1568 nucleotides long. RefSeq names its product L-2-hydroxyglutarate dehydrogenase (gene L2HGDH). The record is from RefSeq and is a predicted model, not a curated record. Lineage: Eukaryota; Metazoa; Arthropoda; Insecta; Diptera; Sciaridae. Gene Ontology annotation, molecular function: (S)-2-hydroxyglutarate dehydrogenase activity.
CACAAUAUCAGCUGUGCUGUUAAAGAGAAUUUCGGUAAAUUAUCCGAUACACUCUUCUCUCAAAUCAGAAGAAUAAUUUCAUAAAUAAGAGGUCAAAUUUGUUUGGUAGUUGAAUAUCUAAGUCUAUUCGGUAUGCUUCCAAGUUUACAGAUUCUGGGUGCGUACAAGAAUGUAUUCAGGUCAUCAGUCAAACGUUCUAUCUUUGAUUGGGCUGGUGUUAAAGGGAAAUAUGACCUUGUUGUUGUCGGGGGAGGAAUUAUCGGAAUGGCAUCAGCUCGUGAGAUUCAACUAAGGCACAGACACUUGAAAGUUGCCGUUCUUGAAAAAGAGGAGAAACUGGCAUUUCAUCAAAGUGGUCAUAACAGCGGUGUAAUUCAUGCUGGCAUUUAUUACAAACCUGGAUCUUUGAAGGCAAAACUUUGUGUGGAGGGAUUGCAUUUAUCGUACAAAUACUUUGACCGAAAGAGAAUUCCAUACAAAAAGUGUGGCAAACUGAUUGUAGCUACAAACGAAUUAGAAGUCGAACGGCUGAUGGAUCUGUACAAAAGAGGUCUAGCGAAUAAUGUUCCCGAUAUGCAGUUGGUAGAUGAGGAUAAAAUUCAAGAAAUUGAACCCUAUUGCGAAGGACUGAAAGCGAUAUGGUCACCACACACUGGCAUUGUAGACUGGGCUUUAGUAACAGAAAGCUAUGGAAACGAUUUUAAAUCGGCUGGCGGACACAUAUUCGUCAAUUUUAAAGUUAAAAAAUUCGCGGAAACUCCUACCGAUGCUGAAUAUCCGAUCACAGUGUUUGGAAGCAAUGAGGACGCCGUUCGCACAAAAUACGUUUUAACAUGCGGUGGAUUACAGUCCGAUAAACUAGCCGAACUGACCGGAUGUAAACAGUCCCCAAGCAUCGUUCCGUUCAGGGGGGAAUAUCUACUCUUAGCCAAAAACAAAACGCACAUGGUACGAGGUAACAUAUAUCCUGUUCCCGAUCCUCGUUUUCCUUUCCUCGGCGUUCAUUUUACGCCUCGCAUGGACGGAAGUGUUUGGCUUGGACCGAACGCAGUUUUGGCAUUCAAACGAGAAGGUUAUAGGUGGAGUGACUUCAAUCCAUUUGAACUUAUGAACACUUUGUCGAAUCGCGGCUUUCUUCGAAUGGCAUCCAAGUAUAUUGGUUUCGGUUUGGGUGAAAUUGCCAAAUCGGCUUACAUACCGUUACAAGUGAAAGAACUGCAGAAAUUUAUACCCUACAUUACUGAGUUCGACGUAGAGCGCGGGCCGUCUGGCGUUCGAGCGCAGGCACUUGACGACAUGGGUAAUUUAGUGGACGAUUUUGUUUUUCAUUUUGGCGAGGGCGACAGUUGCGUUGCGAAACAAGUGUUACACUGCCGAAAUGCACCAUCACCGGGUGCGACGAGUUCACUAGCUAUUGCGAAAAUGAUUGCUGACAAAAUUGAUAACGAAUUUUUGAAGAAGGGUAAGUAGUGAGCGGAGGAUGGAGUUGACAAUACUGGGAGUAUUUGAAACUUUUGUUUUCGUUUUGUUUAAAUUUGAGGAAAUUAAAGAAAGACUUUAUUGUUGAA